AUGGCACGUCGGCAGCAUCUCAGCUUGACCAUGCUCUUGGCCGUCGUCGUCUUUUUCAGCAUAACCUAUCUCUUCGGCACCUCAGGGGCUCGCCAUGCUGUCUUGUCCUCGAACAAGUCCAGUCGCGACACCCAGCCCGCCGACGCCGCCGCCGCCGCCGCCGACCCAAAAUCAACGGCGCCGCCACCAGCAGAACCCAAAUCCGACUUGAAGAUCGACUUGGAUUCGAUACCCGACCUGUCCGACGGCGACUCCAUCGCCCCAAAGCUGGAAAACGCGACCCUCAAAGCCGAACUUGGCCGGGCCACGUGGAAGUUUCUGCACACCAUGGUUGCCAAAUUCCCCGACAAACCCACCGACAACGAUCGCAAAACCCUCGAGUCCUUCUUCCACCUCUUCGGGCGACUAUAUCCUUGUGGCGAUUGCGCGCGCCACUUUCGAGAGAUGCUGAGCAAGCACCCUCCCCAAACGAGCAGUCGCAACGCUGCAGCCGGGUGGCUCUGUGCCGUGCACAACAUUGUCAAUCAACGAUUGGACAAGGCCCUGUUUGACUGCACCAAAAUCGGGGACUUUUACGACUGCGGAUGUGCUGACGACGACAACAAAGCCAAGGCGGGUGCCAAGGACAAGAGGGAGGCGACUGAGGCUGAUGGAAAUGCGGCAUUGAGCAAGCCGUUGAGCAGCAAGCUGGCAGAUGCGAACAUAUCAUAG
Messenger RNA from Ustilaginoidea virens, 711 nucleotides. RefSeq lists its product as uncharacterized. The transcript has 2 exons. Gene Ontology annotation, molecular function: flavin adenine dinucleotide binding; flavin-dependent sulfhydryl oxidase activity. The record is from RefSeq and is a predicted model, not a curated record. The coding region runs from base 1 to 711 and encodes 236 amino acids. Gene Ontology annotation, cellular component: mitochondrion. Lineage: Eukaryota; Fungi; Ascomycota; Sordariomycetes; Hypocreales; Clavicipitaceae.